UGCACGAGUCACUCAAUGGUCGGGCAAAAACACAGCUGGUCUAUGAUCCCCGAAGCAAGCUGACGGUCGUACGGUAUCAAUGUGAUUUUCGUGAAUUUCUUGCCGAUCUACCGGUCAGAUCGUGAGGUCAAGCCAGGCGUGCGCGACGAAUUUGUUCGGUGUUCGGUUCGUGGUGCUAGUGAGUGUGUUUAGAUGUAUACGCAACUCGUUAAUCGCGCUGUCACCACGAGGAUUUUUCACUGCCCUGGAUACAAAGGAGUUUCGUGAGGUGCUUCGAGCGUCCUUUCGGCAACGGAAGCGCCCGUUCAAAAAUGUCGCCGGCGGAGCCGUAAUUCAACGAUCCUGGUAGGGCGGAAGCGGAGGGACGCGAAGAAGUGGCGAACAAGGAAGAAAUGGCGUCCACCAGCGGGCACAAGAGGAACGGCUCGAGCUCGAGCAUGUUCACCCACAAACGCACCGAGUCCGGUGGCGGUUUUAUCGGUCACAAACGCGCCGAGAGCAUAUCCAGUGCCUUUGGCUACAAACGAUCCGAGAGUGGCCACAAGAGGAACGAGAGCAGCGGCGGUGGUUUCGGCCACAAAAGGUCCGAGUCCGGGAGCAAUUACCAUGCUGGACAUCGAAGGAACGAAAGCAUGUACGCUAUGACCGGGCUGUACGCGGAGAGCGCGAACACGGGAACCGAUGAAACCACAGAUCCAUUGCAGGCAACCGGCAGCAGACUGACUCACGACACCGUCAUCAGAUGUCACAGUAGAAAUCCCAGUUCUGGCCUCGUGGACCAUAGAGAUUUUAUCAUCAAAUGUCACAGCAGGAAUCCCAGUGCUUCCAUGGUGGACAGGACCGAGAAGGAGAGAGCGCAAACUCCACCGUUUAAUCCGGACUCGAAGGACUGCGGGAUCCUGAGUUGCAGGCCGGCCUUUAUACAAAGAUUCGCUGGAAUAAAGGUGUUUGUAUUCCUCCUGUCGUUUCUCGUCACGCUGCAGCAAGCACUUAGUUCAGGUUACAUAAAUUCUGUGAUCACAACCAUAGAGAAGAGGUUCGAAAUCCCGUCCAGCCUUUCAGGCGUCAUUGCUAGCUCUUAUGAAAUUGGAAAUGUCAUCACUGUCAUCUUUGUCAGCUAUCUUGGUAGCCGAAGACACAUACCUGUUUGGAUAGCUAUUGGCGCUGUCAUAAUGGGACUGGGAUCGAUGAUCUUUAUGGUACCACAUUUCACAGCCGAACCCAAUUUAAUGACGGCUGCAAACAAUUCUAGCUCAGACAACAUUUGCCGUGGUGUUUCAUUACGCGAGCAAGAUAUGGGAUUGGGUCGUCUGUCGUCUGGAUUAUCGUCUCCGCCAUUAGCACCACACAACAAUUUAAGAGGUGAUAACUGCAUUCAAGGAUCUCCUUCUACCGCUGGUCCUGUUAUGUUAUUUGUACUUGCUCAGUUAUUAUUAGGCUGCGGUGGUUCUCCUUUAUUUACCCUCGGUACUACUUACAUAGAUGAUCAUGUACGACCAGAAAGUGCUUCUUUGUAUAUCGGUUGUAUGUAUAGUAUGGCAGCUUUUGGACCAGUUUUAGGUUUUCUUCUUGGAGCUUAUUUAUUAUCGUUUCACAUGGAUUCGUUCUCUGCAACAAUCAUCAGUAUAGAUCCAGGCGAUCACAGAUGGGUAGGCAUGUGGUGGGGUGGAUUUCUACUCUGUGGUUUACUCCUAGUUCUAGUGGCAAUACCAUUCUUCAGUUUCCCAAAAAUCCUGCAACGGGAGAAAGAAAAGAUACGAAUUAUCGAAAAAAAUAAAUCGUCAUCGCAGAAAGAGAAAGAGCAAUGCAAAGAACCAAAAAAGGAGAAACUUGACGAUAGUGGUUACGGCAAGGAUGUAAAAGAUAUUCCCAGAAGUAUGUGGAGGCUGGUGUGUAAUCCAGUGUACGUUGUAACGUGUUUAGGCGCUUGCAUGGAAUUAGUAAUUGUCUCUGGUUUCGUGGUUUUCCUGCCAAAGUAUCUGGAGACACAAUUCAGUCUUGGAAAAAGUCAAGCCAGUGUGUUCACCGGCUCUAUAGCGAUACCAGGUGCCUGCAUUGGAAUCUUCUUUGGUGGAUGUUUGCUCAAACGUUUAGAAUUAAGACCAAAGGGUGCAGUUCAAUUUGUUCUCGUUUCAAACGUUAUAUGCCUGGUGUGCUAUGGCCUCCUCUUUUUCCUUGGUUGCGACAACGUGAAAAUGGCUGGGACCACUAUACCGUACUUUAACAGCAGCACAAAAGGCCCAGAACCCUUUCAAGUAAAUCUCACUGCCGCGUGCAACUUCGGUUGCGAAUGCCGAAUGACUGACGUCGAGCCAGUCUGUGGAAACAACGGUCUCACGUAUUUUAGCCCUUGUCAUGCAGGCUGCACUGCCUUCAGUUCCAAAUCGAAUUUCACCAACUGUGCAUGUAUACACGGAAACUUAACAAUGUUGCCACCGGCAGCUCCAGAAUUUGCGGAAGUAACAGUAGUGCCAGUAGCCACUGCUGGCCCGUGCACUUCGCCAUGUAGGACUAUAUUUCCGUUUUUAAUUUUGCUUUUUUUUAUGACGUUCAUCGUUGCUAUCACUCAGAUGCCUCUAUUAAUGAUAGUGUUACGAUCAGUCUCAGAGGAGGAACGAUCGUUUGCUUUAGGCAUGCAAUUUGUAAUCUUUAGAUUGUUCGGUUACAUACCUGCCCCCAUUUUAUUCGGUAACUUGAUUGACUCCACAUGUUUACUUUGGAAAAGUACUUGUGGAGAAAAAGGUGGAAGAUGUUUACUUUACGACAUUGAGCAAUUCAGAUACAGAUACGUUGGACUUUGCGCUGGCAUCAAGAUUCUAGCUUUGGCGUUGUUCCUCGUUGACUGGUGGUUAGUCAGAAGGAGAAGGCAAAUGGAAGAUCAAGCGCCGUCUUUCACUGUCAACGAAUUCGUAGGAUCAAUUAUCAGUCUUGACAAAUUGUUCGAGGAGAAACCGCAUCAUCACAACGCCGGCGAUGGAGACGGCACUUGCCCGAACUCUGAACUACCCACUCCAUCGUCAAUUUCGUCGCCUACAGAGCCUACAAAAUCGACGAACUUGGAGGACACUGGCUCGUCAAAUCAAACUCAGGAUUCAACGGAAACGGGAAACCGUUCGAAGAACUCGAUGGACGUCGAUGUCCCCGACACGAGGCAAGCGCCUCUUGCUAUGGAAGAACUGGAUGCGGAAGUGAAACCGUUGACUGGUAAAUCCGUUGACAAGCAUGCACGGAACGUUUAAUGUUUAACUCGUGUUAGAGAUAUUAUGCAAUUGAAUUAUAUCAAAAAACGUGAUAACGUGAGUCUGUGGCAAAUUGUUUUGGAGUCGCAGGUAAGCUAGCGUAAUAUAGAGUGGAAUAAUAUGUACAACACGUGUGCAUUAUUGAUUUGUGCAAUCCUAAAAGAAGAGAAACAAUCCUAAAAAGGGGGGGGCGGGAAAGGGGGAAGUGUUACGGAUGACUUUAAAUGAAAAAGAAAGAAAGAAGGGUCUGUAUUAUACAUACAUAUAUAGUACUAAUAUACUUUUUUAAGGAGAUCGAAAGACAAAGAAUUACCUUAUAUCGUUCUGUAUAUCGUCAAAUACAAAUUUAAAUUGUGUUGAAGACGUAAGUAAAUUUUACACAUGCAUACACACACAUUCACACACACGCACACACACAUACACACAUUAUAUAUUCUUGCAUACAAGCAAGUCGAGAAUAUUUUUACAAUGGUUACAUUUGCGUGAAGGAUAUCGUUUUAUCGUGCGAAAUGAUUUGCCACAGGUUUGUCUUGAUAGUUUGGCUAUUUUUAGGAACUAAUAUCACUAGAACGUACAUUUUUAUGGUGAUGCGAUAUAUAUGUCAAUAAAUAGGAACGUAAUAGGCGAAAAAGAAAAAAAAAAAUAUUUAGGCUCGUUUCAGACAGACAUCUUGCAACUUGAUCUGAGAAAAGAUUUUCUUUGUCUGGAACGAGUUCCUUUUUGCCGAUGGGAAGCGAACUUCAUGCAGUUUCGAAGAGCAAAAAAAGAAAAAAGAAAGAAAAGAAAAGAAAAAGAAAAAAAAAUAAAAAAAAGCAAGAAAGGCCAACAUGGACAAAACUGUAAAUAUAAAAAUUCCUGCCUUAAGAAAUACAAGACUAGACAAACGUAUAUUUAAAGAUAACUGAUUAAGUGAUAGAGUUAACAAUCUAUGAUAAAUAAUAUCAUUAUAACGGCAGAUUGAGAGCUGCGAUUUAUUUUAUAACUAGUGGUUAGGCUUUCUCAGAAAUAAAAAGAAAAAAAAAAUAGUAGUCAAUUUAACAUAGUAAUAUAAAGAAAGAAAAAAAAACAAACUAAAUGAAGAUUUAAUAGCGUUCACUCGUUUGUAAAAUUACUUGAACACUUUGCAGUAGCGUCCGUUUUAUUCCUUUCUUUUUUUUUCUGUUCUUGCAAAAGCAAUUGUAUCAUCAAUGAAAGAAUUAUGCUUUUAACAAAGCGGCACCUUGAUCUUUGAUGUAUCUUCUUCUAAAUGCUAUUAUAUCAGUGACACUAUCUUAAGAGCUUUCAGAAGAAACGUUAAUUAAACAAAAAGAGAGAGAAAGACAAAGAAAAAAGAAAAGCGAAUGCGUGUUUAUAUGGGCUCUUUCGUCGCGUUACUUCUUAUGCUAUUGUGCGGAAUGAAUUAUGCUUCCAAGCAACGAAAAGGAAACAGCUAUAGACUUUCUGUUAAAGAAUACUAAAAAUAGUUGGUCAACUGGGAUUCGAAACGUUGAGAACAUGUUUUGGACAAGUUUCUGGCUUAUCAUACACCUUUUAGCUCACUUAUUGUUAGGGAGAAAUCUACUUGUUGUUUUGUACCUGAAAGCAGAAAUAAGUGAAGGAAUACAAAAAAAAAAAAAAGAAGAAAAAUGAAGAAAAAAGAAAGAAAGGAG
Frieseomelitta varia is the source of this 4888-nucleotide messenger RNA. It is a transcript of the gene Oatp30B, whose product is annotated as solute carrier organic anion transporter family member 5A1. Gene Ontology annotation, cellular component: membrane. The coding region runs from base 393 to 3239 and encodes 948 amino acids. Gene Ontology annotation, biological process: sodium-independent organic anion transport; transmembrane transport. The transcript is spliced from 15 exons. NCBI's taxonomy places the organism in Eukaryota, Metazoa, Arthropoda, Insecta, Hymenoptera, Apidae. Gene Ontology annotation, molecular function: protein binding. The record is from RefSeq and is a predicted model, not a curated record.